Messenger RNA from Amoebophrya sp. A25, 879 nucleotides. The record is from the annotation of a GenBank genome assembly. Lineage: Eukaryota; Dinophyceae; Syndiniales; Amoebophryaceae.
CAUGGACAAGCAGAGGGUCAUCGGCAAUCAACGUCCAAAGAGGGAGAAAGGCGUCUUAGUAGGAAAAAAGAAAAAAAGUUGAAGAAACGGAAUCUAAGGAAUCCAGGCUUCAAACGUUUUUUCCGAGGAGCAAGUACAGAACCAGCAGCGCCAAGGGAAAACAAUAGAAUCACAAAGGCAAAAGACUACAUGUUUACAUCAUCAAGCGUGACAGAUCGACUGAACAGCCUAUUAUGAUCACUCAUUUAUCUCUGCCUUUGAGCGUCUCGCUAGCUUUCCCCGCCAGGAAAUACAUGGUCAUAAAAAUAUUAGGGAAGGCGGCGGGAUGGAGAUGGAGUGCAUUGACAGAGAUAGAAUGAAGCACGUUCUAAGCCGAGAAAAAUUUUUGUUCGGAAGCGUGCGCGGGAAUUACGAUACCGGAGUGAAAGGGGUCGCACGCGUAGACAAGUGGUGUAAGACGAUCGAAAAUCCAGAGGCAGAGCAGGUCUGCUUUAUGAUUUGACUUCAAUGCUAAAGCACGCAUUUAGAAGUUUAGUUUUCAGAGAUCAUAUUGUGUUGCAAUCUAAGAAUGAGCUAGGAAGUGACCCAUUUCUGUCUCUGCAUAGACUGGGUACGGACGAGAAGUGUUCCCUUUAUACCUCUAGACUGGGCACGCUGCUGCUACUGUACUGCCUCCUUGCCAGCAAGUUACGCCCUUGGAUCGACGUUGCAUUGGGUGUAAAAUAGGAAAAUUAUCUUUAGAAGUGACGUUUUUUGACAUCUUUCAUAAAAACGGUGGCAGAUCUGUUCAAAGCGCUGCAGGAAAAGACUGACGAUAAGGACGGUUUCACCACGACCCCUGUACAGGGGAACUUUCCUUUAACUAACUNGACUAACUAA